Messenger RNA from Protopolystoma xenopodis, 936 nucleotides. NCBI's taxonomy places the organism in Eukaryota, Metazoa, Platyhelminthes, Monogenea, Polystomatidea, Polystomatidae. The record is from the annotation of a GenBank genome assembly.
AUGGAACCAGUUCUUUUUCCACUUAUUUAUUCAAGAUCAGCUCAAAUGUUACCCAAACAAACCUCUGCCACAACUUAUGUCAGCUUCUCAGAGGAACGAUCGAAUGGCCACUUGGCAGCUUCUGAGAAAGCUAAGCGAGUUUCGAUACCAGUAAGUAAUCUGAAGCUUGCACACAAUCGUCUUGAUUCGGGGGCCGCUAAUGAAGCUCUGGCAGAGGCAGUGCUUGCGGCAGCUUGCAAACCCCCGCCUAGCUUGCCCUCAUUAACAGAAGACGAGGCGGAAGAGGUGAUAAUGGCUAGCGCCAAUGGCACUGGAGUUCGACUUGGUUUAUUUAUCACUGAGACUCUAGCUACUCGAUAUAAAGGGCGUGCUGGUGCUGGUCCAUUAUCAGUUGGAAUUCCAAACAUGGAAAGUGCUGUCUUACAAUAUACAGCAUCUACAUCUCCGGUAUUGAAGAACAAAGUUCAUUCUGGCCGAGAGUCGAACUUACAGCUUAAUUUUAAUAAACCAGACAGAGCAGAAAAGGUGGAAAGCUCUCAAAAGGUGGAAUGUAGCCAGUAUGGCGCAAGGAUGGAGUUCUCUUCGCCAGGAAAUAAAAACAUCCUUCUUGACUCAAUGAGCCCUGAGGAGCGUAUGCAGAAGCGCCGCGAUCAGCUCCGUCGAAGUACUAAUGCAACCGCAGCAGCGGCACAUGCCAGCGCAGGCGGGAUGGGUGAGCAUGAUGGUUCCGGAGGAAAAGUUGGGGCUGAAGGUGUGGUUACACCACGGUUAGCACCUCCACCUCCGGUUAAACAAGCUAAUUUAGCUCAAAACAUUGUACAUUCAGACGAGAUUUGGUUUAUAGAGCGGAUAAUGAGAGCAUUGACGCUGAUACUUGUUCUAUUCACACUACCCUUAUCGCUUAUUUUCUGCCUUAAGGUAAGAAUAAAAACUUAA